CUCCCCUGCAGAUGGCCCGGGCCGGCGCCCUCCUGCUCGCCUGCCUGCUCCUCGCUGCCGCGCUGCCGACCACGCGGGCGCUGCCGCUGCCGGCCAAGGAGAAGCGAGGCUGGACUCUGAACAGCGCCGGCUACCUGCUGGGCCCACACGCCAUUGACAACCACAGGUCCUUUAACGACAAGCAUGGCCUGGCCGGCAAGCGGGAACUCCCACUAGAGCAGCCCCUGAAGCCAGGGGCUGCCGACACGUCGCUGCCCGAGGCCGCGGUGCGCUCACUCAUUGACUUCCUCUUGUUUCUGCGCCUCAAAGAGGCCGGCGCCCUGGACAGCCUGGCCGACCUCCCCGUGGCAGGAUCGUCAGAGGACGCCGGGUGGUCCUGACUGGAUGCUGCCCCACGCAUGCGUGUCUGCGCUGUGAACUUGGGCGAUGGGUCCCUGGCCCCAGCUUGCAAGAGCAAACCCUGCCUGACCUUGACUUAACUCUGCUACCCUAUUUAAGAUUUU
Ochotona princeps (American pika) is the source of this 503-nucleotide messenger RNA. It is a transcript of the gene GAL, whose product is annotated as galanin and GMAP prepropeptide. The transcript has 5 exons. The record is from RefSeq and is a predicted model, not a curated record. Gene Ontology annotation, cellular component: extracellular region. The coding region runs from base 12 to 380 and encodes 122 amino acids. Lineage: Eukaryota; Metazoa; Chordata; Mammalia; Lagomorpha; Ochotonidae. Gene Ontology annotation, molecular function: hormone activity.